This is a messenger RNA of Camelina sativa (false flax), 888 nucleotides long. The record is from RefSeq and is a predicted model, not a curated record. NCBI's taxonomy places the organism in Eukaryota, Viridiplantae, Streptophyta, Magnoliopsida, Brassicales, Brassicaceae.
AUGGCUCAACCGGCAGAGAAAGCUUUUGGUGUGACCCAUAUCAAGUCUUACAUUCCUUUGGUCCUUGAUAUGCAGAAGAUGAACUAUGAUGCGUGGCGUGAACUUUUCGAGAUUCACUGUCUCAGCUUCAGCGUCGCGGGUCAUCUCGAUGGAACCUCGAUUCCUGCAAAUCCUCAAGACACUGCGUGGAAGGAGCGUGAUGGUCUUGUCAAAAUGUGGAUCUAUGGAACGAUCUCUCCUUCCCUCCUCGACACGGUUCUGAAAUCGCGUUGCACUGCUCGUGAGCUGUGGAUUACUAUUGAGAAUCUGUUUCGUGAUAACAAGGAGGCCAGAGCAAUUCAACUGGAGAAUGAGUUGAGGUCCUUCACGAUUGGUGAUCUGUCGGUUCAUGACUAUUGUCAAAAACUCAAGACUAUCUCUGAUCUGUUGGCUAAUGUCGAUUCUCCAGUCACUAAGCGAUCGUUGGUGAUACAUCUGUUGAAUGGCCUUUCUGAGAAAUUUGACAAUAUUCACAAUGUCAUCAAACACAAGACCCCGUUCCCUUCGUUUGAUGCUGCUCGGUCUAUGUUGAUUCUGGAGGAGGAUCGUCUCAACAAACCCUCCAAACAUGUCGCAUCUUCACCGCUUGGAACCUCUACACCUCAUCUGCUCUACACCGACGCAGGACCAUCCACACCUCCUUCAUAUCCUGCGACUAACACAUGCAGUUCCUCUCAGCCACACUUCUCUCCUCAACCCACUCAUGAACAUCAAAACAGAGGACGAGGUCAUGGUCGUCACAACGGGUAUCGUGGUCGUGGCCGAAACAAAUCUCACCAUAACAUCAACAAUUCAUGGAUGCCACAACAACCAUCAUAUUGGCCUGCUCCGCCUCAACAGCAACAAUAG